Messenger RNA from Pseudophryne corroboree (corroboree frog), 2213 nucleotides. RefSeq names its product receptor-interacting serine/threonine-protein kinase 4-like. Gene Ontology annotation, biological process: protein phosphorylation; signal transduction. The record is from RefSeq and is a predicted model, not a curated record. Gene Ontology annotation, cellular component: cytoplasm. NCBI's taxonomy places the organism in Eukaryota, Metazoa, Chordata, Amphibia, Anura, Myobatrachidae. Gene Ontology annotation, molecular function: ATP binding; protein kinase activity. The transcript is spliced from 13 exons. Bases 105 to 1763 code for a protein of 552 amino acids.
GGAGGGCAGAAGAUUGCAUCACUGUGACAACACAACUUCCCUGUACAGAUGUGUGCACAGCCAGACAGAUUGCGCCAUAAAAUGGACUAACUUUUGCUUGAGGAAUGAGCAAGAAAAAAUAUGUGCCCCUCAAUUCUCUACAUGAUUGGAGACUAAUUGGCAAUGGAUCCUUUGGAUCUGUAUACAAAGUAAAGCACAAUGAUUACAAGUUAACUGUGGCAGUGAAGGAACUUAAAGAGAAUGUAUCACAGGGUCUUGAAGAUCUCCUUUCCGAAGCAGAGAAGAUGGAUUCUGCAUCAUCUUGCUCCUUCAUAAUACGUCUAUAUGGGAUCUCGGAGGGCAGUUCAAAUAAAUCUCCAGGCAUUGUGAUGGAGUACAUGGAGAAUGGCAGUUUAGACACGCUGAUGGACAGAGUUGGAACCAUGCCUUGGGCCUUGAAAUUCCGUAUUCUGUAUGAGGUGGCAUUAGGUAUGAACUAUCUGCAUACCCUGUCCCCUCCUCUUCUACAUCUGGACCUGAAAACAAAGAACAUCCUUAUAGAUGAGGACCUGCAUAUUAAGAUCACAGACUUUGGUCUCUCUAAGUAUACAAGCAGCUCCUCUAGCUGCAAGCUUGAUCAAGGUGAAGGAGUUGCGGGGACCCUAGAGUAUAUGCCCCCAGAGGCAUUUCAAGAAGGGUAUCAACCACACAAAUCAACUGAUGUUUACAGUUUUGCCAUUUUGUCUGCUGUGGUGCUUAAAGGAGAAGACCCUUAUCCUGUUAACAAAUCUGUAUUGAUCCGUCUGCUUGUUAUGGAAGGCCAGCGUCCAUGUCUUAAGUCACUGCAAAAUGAGAACUAUGUCAAAUCUCUACAUGAGGCAGUCCAAUUGACUAUGAAGUGCUGGCAUAAUGACAAGCUCAAAAGACCUUCCUUCAGUGAUUGCUGUAGCCAGUGGGAGAGAUUUAACUCUGAAUAUGAUAAAAGGGAGAUUAAAAAAGCAGUGAGAGACGUGCAGGACAAACUCGAUUCAUAUGACAAGACAACAGAAGACUCACAUACCAAGGGUACAAUAUCUGCAUCUGUAACCACCACAGAGAUGGUAGCUAUGACUGAAAGACUUCAGACUAUGCAAAUGUCUGAACAUCCAUCUGUCCUACAGCAAGCUGUGCCUGUAAAUAGCUCUCCAAAAACACGGCGCCAGUAUACAGGGGUUCCUGGGCAACCCUUACCACAAGCAAAGCAACCAAUGGCAUCGCGACCUACCUACCAACCUAUGAGUACAAGACCACAUAACCCAGGUGCAGCAUUCCCUUUCAAUUGGUCUUCACAUGCUACUGGAUAUCAAUAUUUACCACGUGUACCUGCCUUCUAUCCUCCUUCAUAUCCUCAGUCUCCUUUUCCACCUACUACAGUAAAUAUUCAUGACUGUGCAGGCCCAAUACAGAUUGGAGAUAACAAUACCAUGACUGUGAGGACAUAUCAAAGUGUGCCUGUUAACAUUAGACUGACACGACCUGGCCAGGUCAUACAUAGAAACUACAGUCCACCACUGAGUACAGGGCCAAUACCGACCGCUCAACCACAGCCCACCAUGCCGUCAAGAGAAGCUUCUUCGGGCCAUACUUUAUGCAAGCAGGAGACCGAACCAAAGCGUGACCAACCAAUCCAAAUCCCUCUAUUACAUACCACUUCAAUUAGUGGCUCACCGCAAGGACAAGUCAAUAAUUUACCAAACACCCAAGCAAGCCGACCCGAUUUUAAAGUAUUGCCCAAAAAACCAUGACAUUGAUCAAUAACUUUAUGUACAGGAAGAAUUCCAAUACCCUCCUCACAGGAGAGUAAGGCUCACAUGGAACAUUCUGACCCAAGACAGCAUGGCAGAUCAUGUUCCCAUAUUAGUUAUUUAAAGCCAUGCUAUUUUUAAUAGAGCACACUGCAUGCCUGAACAACAAUUGCAUAUAUUCCAAUGCCAUCAUGCAACAAGUUUAUUUCAUAUGUGUCUGGUUUUAAAUGCAGACCUGGCAACCCUAGUGCCGUGUAUCCUAUCCCAUGUAAAUUAGGAGGAUGCUGUUUCAGCAUCAUGUGUUGGAAGUCAGUGAAAUACAGUAUGGCCUUAACUGACUGUCCUCUGAACAAAAAUCACCUGCUAUCAUUAAGUCAGAUUGCAUCCUCAGGGUAAUUUUAAACUUCAAUUAAUUGAUUUGUAACACAGGAGUCAAUUAAAUUUAAAUUG